Anopheles merus is the source of this 1218-nucleotide messenger RNA. RefSeq lists its product as uncharacterized. The transcript has 2 exons. Bases 360 to 1202 code for a protein of 280 amino acids. Lineage: Eukaryota; Metazoa; Arthropoda; Insecta; Diptera; Culicidae. The record is from RefSeq and is a predicted model, not a curated record.
AAACAAGAGCGCGCUGUCAAGUGGCUCCAAACCGGCGGAUCCAUCAAGCAUGUUCUACAGUGCAUCAAAGUACACAAAAUCGUUUUCUGAUAAAUAAAAUUAACACGAAUACAAUAGUUAAAAUAUGUUCAGUAAUUAGAGAAACGAACGAUUCAAAAUCGGAAUAACACACCCCGAACAUGUGCGUGUGUGUGUGUGAAAAGCAACAAAUGUUUCUUUUAUUUUCAUAUGUGUGCGUGUGCUGAGUUUUGACAAACCUUUGCCGACAAACAGCAGGCUGUCUUGUUUUCAUCGCGACGGAUGCGUCGAACGCACGUAAAAAUUAAAACGAACUGAACGGAGAAUUAUUCGAAAACAGCAUGGCCUCGUCGCGUGACAAAAGAUCCGGCAGUAUCUACAAGUUUCGUGAUGCACUGAUAAAGAAGAUAGAGAAGGAGUUUGAAGAAGAAGAAAGAUUGUUGCGGUUGCAGCGUGAAAAGCAAGCAAACAAUGAACCAUCUGAAGAAGCUGAGCCAAGCGCACUAAUGUUGACUUGCGACGAUGAAGAUCCAUUCGCUGACCCCAGCAACGCAACGACCGCAGACGUAGUGAAGGUGCUGCGAACCUUGUCGGUCCAGAUCGAGCAGCUUGCUUGUAAGCAGGAUACAUUCCAACACCAGCUAGACGAAACAAAGAGCCGUGUGACGAAGCUGGAUAGAAGACUGAACGAAGUGCUUUACAUGGCUGAAGCGGUGAAGGACGAGUUGAUGUCUGACGAUUACCAGAAGGCGACGGAGCAGAUCGUUACACCCGUUCCCGGGUUUGAGUUUCAAGCAGUAAGCAACGAGACAGAGCUAAAAGAUCUAGACCACAGACUGGCUACGGACGAGGCGUACAGCAGGAACCUCACCAAAUGGCUGAACGCGAAGAUAUUACACCCGGAUCCAAACCAUCGCUUACAUCAAGCGAUGGAGGUGGUUUUCCAGCGCGAGUUUCUGCCGUUGUGUAGUUGGAAGGGGCGAGCCAAACCGGGGCAAUUCAGAAUAUCCAUGAGUGCCCAAAAGUUCAUAAUGGAAUUGUUUCGGGUGGUUGGAAGUAAUCGGUUCAUUACUAUUUCAGAUGAAUUUGUGGCCAAAUUCUUUAUUAAGAAACUACCGUUUGCCAAGGCGCGGCUCAACUUGAAAGGUUAUAGAAGCCGGUAUGCAAUAAAAAAUCCUAAAUAGCCGAUGUAAACUCAAA